GAAAUCCGGCAUUAUUCACCACAAAUUCAAACCCUAAACCAGCAAAAGAAGAAACAAAGAAGAAGAAAAGAAAUGGUGAAGAUUGGGAGACUGUACAUCACUGAUCCUCCAAAACGGUCAAAUCCAUUCGCAAAAUAUAUUGAAUCAGUCGGUUCCUCAAAAUCUAAGCUUACCUUGCCGUCUUCGUCAUCAUCUCCCCGUGAGCAAGUUCCUUUGCAAACAGCAACAUCGCCGACUUCUCCUCCAUGUCAACCUUCACCUCCUGCAAUCAUUCCCUCACCUGAUCCAGUCGAUGUAAAUAGUCAAAGCUCCUUCGAUCUGGCCGGUGCUCGGGCCGAAUACGAGAACUGCAAAAGUUCUGAUGAAAAAGUGAAACUGAAAGCGCGGCUACAGCCAAUGAUUCUGGAUCACUUACAGAGGUUAUCAGAGAUGGAAGCGAAAAGCAAUGUAGGGAUUGAGAUUGCAGAGCUGGUUGAUUUCUUGAAGUUAUUGAAUCCUUCAGAUCCGAAAUUCCAAGAGUUUGGUAAUAUAAGCCAUACGAGUCGUGAAGGAGUCAUAAGGCUGCAUGAAGGAACGUUGAGGAUCAAAGAAGCGCAAGAGAAGUUGCAAUCUGAACUUGCGAGAAUGUCUCUCCCAAUUGCAGAUUGAUUGAUGUCUAUAUUUGGUUUGUUUUCUCUGAAUUAGUCUUCUUUUUUCAGUUUACUAUCUCCCCAUUCUCAAAGAUGUGCAUAUUUCUUAUACGAAUUAGGAACUGGAACUUUGUAUUUGUACAUAGUAUCUCCCUUUUUUCUGGCUG
Messenger RNA from Tripterygium wilfordii, 796 nucleotides. RefSeq lists its product as uncharacterized. Lineage: Eukaryota; Viridiplantae; Streptophyta; Magnoliopsida; Celastrales; Celastraceae. The transcript has 2 exons. The coding region runs from base 73 to 648 and encodes 191 amino acids. The record is from RefSeq and is a predicted model, not a curated record.